AUGGCUUCUUCCAACUCCAAUGCUGGUGGUGUUGAAGGCAACAACUCCAAUGCUGAACUUGAAGCUUGUGUGCAGAAAAUUGACUUGAACAACAUGGAUGAGGAAAUGGUUGAGAAGGAACCUGCAGUUGACUCUCCUGCAAGGGACCCACCAACUGCUGAAAAUUCCAAGGAGCAGGAAGGGGAGUCUCAGGAGGAUGACAUUGAGUUGGAAGGGGAGGAGGACAUUCUGCAGGCUGAAAUUACUAAGCUGCAGGAUCAUGCUGUUGAGCAGGAUACGCGCAUGCAGCAGCAGCAGUCACUCAUCACCAACCUCACGAGGGAGCUCUCUGACCAGGACGACAAAAUCAAGUACCUGGAAGUUGAGCUCAAGAACAUGAAGCACGACGCGCGUGAGCACGUUCACCAGCUGGCGAGGCAGACCUCAAAGAUCAACGAGCUGCGCGAGGCCUUCAGUGCCCUCCGAAGAGAGACCAUGUAUCGCCCUGCACCACGAGCGGACCCGCCUACCAACUCUGCUAGCGGUCGCACCAACCCUUCUCGCUCUGGUGGUGCAGGGGGUGACCCUGGUCCUUCUACGCAGCGCGCUGCUGAGCCGAGCACGCAGGCUUUUGGCUCUCUGCCGAUCACCCUGCCGCCAUUCAUACAUGGCAAGACGGACGUGGCUGCGUGGUUGUCAAUGAUGACCGACCUGUUCAAGGCGCACAAGGUCCAAGACGACGCUCGCGUCGUCGCUGCCACCACCGUGCUGGACCAGAAUGCACAGCGAGUGGUGUAUGGCAGCAAGAUCCAGGCUGAGGCGGAUAGGAAGCCGUUUGGGUGGGAGGAAUUCGCAUCUGCACUCAAGCAAGCUUUCCAGGUCCAGCCGACUCAGCUGGAGGUGCGCAGCCGCCUUGAGAAGCUGCAGUGCGGGAAUCGCACAGUGCAGCAGUACGCCGUGGAGUUUGAGGAGAUCUGGCGCGUGGUGGGGACCACUGAUAAGCACUUCCGCGCUUAUGCCAAAACCACUACCCAGCCGCAGCAGGCCUCAAGGCCCUCUUCUAGCACAGCGGGUCCUAGCGGAAGGCAGCAGGGAACGCCUUGGAAGUGCGGGAACCACAAGAGGCCCUUCCAGCAGGGGCAGCAGGCUGACCACAAGGCCAAGAAGGUCAACGAGGGUGGACCAAGCAAUGUCCAGAGCUGCUUCAAGUGCGGCAAGCCUGGACACAAGGGCUAUGAGUGCCGCUACCGCAAGGCGGUGAAGUACUCUGGCAAGUCCAAGACGGACAGCAAGCGCUAUGAUGGCAGUGGUCCCUCGGGCAGCCAGCGGGAUUUUGCAAAGCCCAACUAG
Molecule: messenger RNA, 1329 nt
Organism: Closterium sp. NIES-65
Lineage: Eukaryota; Viridiplantae; Streptophyta; Zygnematophyceae; Desmidiales; Closteriaceae
Source: the annotation of a GenBank genome assembly